Molecule: messenger RNA, 1197 nt
Organism: Spodoptera littoralis (African cotton leafworm)
Lineage: Eukaryota; Metazoa; Arthropoda; Insecta; Lepidoptera; Noctuidae
Source: the annotation of a GenBank genome assembly
AUGGGUGCCAAGUCUCUAGCAUUAUCCUUUCAAAUCAAAACAGAAUGUAAUGUAUCAAAAGCCCGGGCUGGACUAAUGAAAUUGCCGCACUAUGAAGUUAAAACUCCUGUUUUCAUGCCUGUUGGAACACAGGGUACAAUGAAAGGUCUUUUACCUGAUCAACUUGAAAGUUUAGAUUGUGAAAUAAUUUUAGGCAAUACCUAUCAUCUUGGAAACCGUCCUGGCACAGAUGUUUUGACGAAGGCAGGAGGUCUUCAUAACUUUAUGGGCUGGAACAGGGCACUGCUUACUGAUUCAGGAGGUUUUCAAAUGGUUUCACUGCUGAAACUGGCUGAAAUAACUGAGGAAGGAGUCAAGUUUAGAUCACCAUAUGAUGAUUCCGAAAUUAUGUUAACUCCAGAAAAAUCUAUUGAGAUUCAAAAUUGUAUUGGUGCUGACAUAAUCAUGCAACUAGAUGAUGUUGUCCAAACCACAUUCCAAGAUUAUGAUCGUAUUAAGGAAGCUACAGAAAGGACUAGCCGAUGGUUGGAUCGAUGUUUGGCAGCCCAUAAAAGACCUACGGAACAAAGUAUUUUUCCUAUUGUGCAAGGUCUACUAAAUAAAGAAUUGAGGGAACAAAGUGCUAGAGAGCACAUGACAAAAGAUGUCAAUGGAUUUGCCAUUGGGGGAUUGAGUGGAGGUGAAGCAAAGGAUGAUUUUUGGCCCAUGGUCAGUUUGAGUACUGGAAUACUGGAUAAACACAGGCCUAGAUAUCUAAUGGGAGUUGGUUUAGCAAUAGAUCUUGUAGUAUGUGUUGCCCUAGGAGUUGAUAUGUUUGAUUGUGUCUUCCCUACUCGCACAGCUAGAUUUGGUUGUGCCCUAGUUUCAAAUGGACAGUUAAAUUUAAAACAAAAAAUCUAUGAAACUGAUUUGGAUCCCAUUGACAAGAACUGUGGUUGUUCAACUUGCAAAAAUUACACAAGAGCUUAUUUACAUAGCAUUGUGACAGUGGAAACUGUAGCUUGCCACUUAAUUUCUGUACACAAUAUUGCUUAUCAGAUGAAUCUAAUGAGAAGUAUGAGAGAGAAUAUUGAAAAAGGGACAUUCCCACAAUUUGUGCAAACAUUUGUUAGUGAGUAUUAUGCUGAUUGUGAAGAAAUCCCACCUUGGGUUAUUAAUUCGUUGAGCUCUGUUGGAAUAAACAUAGUUAAAAACUAA